CUAUCAUUAGGACUGAAAAUGUAAUUUUACCGGUGAAAACGUUAGGAAAUAGCAGUUUCUUAUGCACUUGGGAAGAACAACAUAAUAAUGUAUAUGCAGCUUGAAGAACUUAGGUUCUUAACUAACCUUUCUACAUGGUGAUGAACCCUGACACUGAAAGCUUCAAAUGCAUAACAAUAUACCCAUAUCAGUCUGUAAUUUUCGAGUAAUGGAAUGGCUAGGAAUGCAUUACUCUGUAGCAGUAAACUCUUACUGGCCCACUCAUCUUCACCUUUUGCAAAGAUCUUGGAGACCUGCUCCAAAUCCAAGCCAUCACCCGACGUGCGCGCCAUCCAUGCUUGCAUUCUCAAGUCCGAGUUCAUUUAUGAAGUCUUCAUCAACAACAGGCUCAUUGAUGUGUAUGGGAAAUGUGGUUACUUUAACUACGCUCGCGAGGUGUUUGAUAGAACGCCCACCAGAAACGCGUUUACUUAUAACUCAAUUAUUGGUGCAUUAAUAGUAUCAGGUUCGAUUGAUGAAGCGGAGAGGAUUUUUACUUCAAUGCAUGAACCCGAUCAGUGUUCUUGGAAUUUGAUGGUUUCGGGUUUUGCUCAGCAUGAGACGUUUGAUAGGUCAUUGGAGUAUUUAGUGAAAAUGCAUGAGGAAGAUUUUGUGUUGAAUGAGUAUAGUUAUGGGAGUGCACUUAGCGCUUGUGCUGGGUUGAGAGACUUGGUAAUGGGAACCCAAAUUCAUGCUUCACUGGCUAAGUCAAGGUUCUCAUCGGAUGUUUAUAUGGGGUCUGCACUUAUCGAUAUGUAUGCAAAAUGUGGGGAUGUGGAUUGUGCUCAAAGGGCUUUUGAUGGGAUGACUGUGCGGAAUACUGUGUCUUGGAAUAGUAUGAUUACUUGUUAUGAACAAAACGGACCAGCAAGUGAAGCACUUCAGGUUUUUGUUAAGAUGAUAGAAUGUGGAGUUAAGCCAGAUGAGAUGACCCUAGCUAGUGUGGUUAGUGCCUGUGCAAGCUUGUGUGCAGUUAAAGAAGGCCGGGCAAUUCAUGCCCGAGUAUUGAAAUUUGAUAAAUUUUGCAAUGAUCUUAUAAUAUCUAAUGCAUUAGUUGAUAUGUAUGCAAAGUGUAGUAUGAUAAAUGAAGCAAGGUGGAUUUUUGAUAGGAUGCCUAUACGAAAUGUGGUGUCCGAGACAUCUAUGGUAAGUGGUUAUGCCAAAGUUGCUAGUGUGGAAACUGCUAGAACAAUGUUUUCCAAGAUGGUGGAGAGGAAUGUUGUAUCUUGGAAUGCACUUAUUUCUGGAUACACACAGAAUGGGGACAACGAAGAGGCAUUAGGACUCUUUCUUCUCUUGAAAAGAGAAUCCGUGUGGCCUACUCACUAUACAUUUGGAAACCUUCUCAAUGCUUGUGCAAAUCUUGCUGACUUGAAGCUCGGUAGGCAGGCUCAUACACAUGUCCUAAAGCAGGGAUUUCGAUUCCAGCAUGGACCAGAGCCUGAUGUUUUUGUUGGUAACGCUCUUAUAGAUAUGUAUAUGAAAUGCGGAUCAGUUGAAGAUGGGAGCAGGGUGUUCAGAAACAUGAUUGAAAGAGAUGGUGUUUCAUUUAAUGCCAUGAUAGUAGGCUAUGCACAAAAUGGGCAAGGGACAGAAGCUCUCCAGCUGUUCAAGGAAAUGUUGGACUUUGGAGAGAAACCAGAUCAUGUCACUAUGAUUGGAGUUCUUUGUGCUUGUAGUCACGCAGGAAUGGUUGAGGAAGGACGUCAGUAUUUUGAUUCUAUGAGCAAACGGUAUGGUCUGAAACCUCAAAAGGAUCACUAUACAUGUAUGGUUGAUUUGCUAGGUCGAGCUGGUCAACUUAUUGAAGCGAAAAAUUUGAUAUUAUCAAUGCCAAUUCCUCCAGAUAGUGUUGUAUGGGGAUCUUUACUUGCAGCUUGUAAGGUUCACCGUGACAUUGACAUGGGGAAUUUUGUUGCUGAAAAACUCAUAGAGAUUGAUCCUGAAAAUUCUGGCCCUUAUGUUCUUCUCUCAAACAUGUAUGCUGAGCUUGGAAGAUGGAGAGAUGUAACAAGAGUUCGGAAACUUAUGAAACAGCGCGGUGUUGUGAAACAGCCUGGUUGUAGUUGGAUUGAAGUAGGCAGCCAAAUGCAUAUCUUCAUGGUCAAAGAUACAAAGCAUUCUAAGAAGAGGGAAAUAUAUUUACUAUUGAAAACACUCACUAAAAUGAUGAAGCUUUCAGGAUAUAUUCCAAAUAUUGGUGAUUUUGAUGCUGACGAGGAACAGAACAAGCCUGAAUUUACCUUGUCUAAAGAACUGGAAGCACCUCUAGCUGCUUCCAUUUGAUAAUAGCUAAGGUGUUGUGCUAAAUAUCCAUUUUCUGACACUUCCUUGUCGUGCAUUUCUUUAAGGCCCACAGCACAGGAACAAGAAGAAUUUACUUAGAAGGUAUACUUUUUUAUACCCAAGAUUUUGUGUCAAAUUUCAUGUGUACCUUGUAUUGACAUUACCUUGGCACUUGCAUGGUUGUCUAGGACUUUCACCAGUCA
This is a messenger RNA of Sesamum indicum (sesame), 2528 nucleotides long. It is a transcript of the gene SLO2, whose product is annotated as Pentatricopeptide repeat (PPR) superfamily protein. The record is from RefSeq and is a predicted model, not a curated record. Lineage: Eukaryota; Viridiplantae; Streptophyta; Magnoliopsida; Lamiales; Pedaliaceae. Gene Ontology annotation, biological process: RNA modification. Gene Ontology annotation, molecular function: RNA binding; protein binding.